Molecule: messenger RNA, 2677 nt
Organism: Impatiens glandulifera
Lineage: Eukaryota; Viridiplantae; Streptophyta; Magnoliopsida; Ericales; Balsaminaceae
Product: glutamate receptor 2.8-like
Exons: 4
Coding region: 3-2645 (880 amino acids)
Cellular component (GO): plasma membrane
Molecular function (GO): ligand-gated monoatomic ion channel activity; signaling receptor activity
Source: RefSeq, a predicted model, not a curated record
CAAUGUUUCUUCUUUUCCUUGUUCUAAUAUUUCCAAUUGUAAAUGCAUCAAAAGUACACCAUGCGGGAAUCAUCGGAGCCAUCCUUGACAAAAGCUCCCGCGUCGGCAAAGAAGAAAGGGUGGCUAUGGAAAUAGCCAUCGACGAUUUCUACAAUCGUACCAAUAAAAGAUUCCUCCUUCAAUUCGAAGACUCCAAUUAUAAGGAACCUGUCCAAGCAUCUGUUGCUGCUAAAUAUCUUAUUGAUACUGUCGGGGCAAGUGUCAUUUUGGGUCCAAGAACAUGGGAAGAAUCCUCAGCACUAGCAAAUAUCGGUAACAUGUCUAAUGUUCCGAUUAUUUCAUUCUCGGAUGCAGUUCCUCCUUGGGGAAGCCGAGAAUGGCCUUUCCUCGUGCACGGCUCGUUUGGGCAGCACGAGGAAAUGGAAGCGAUGGCGGCUGUUGUAAAAUCGUGGGGCUGGCGUCGGGUUAUUGUUGUGUAUGAAGAUAGAGAAUCUUUUACGAGAGGAAUCACUCCUUAUUUGUCUGAUUCCUUGAGAGGAGUUGGAACUGAGAUAUGUUUGUUUGUGCCCAUUUCACCUUUUGCUUCUGACUCUGUUUUGCUACAUCAGUUUGAGAACAUCAAACAGGAUUAUCACAGAGUGUUCUUGGUUCACACGUCUUUGGAAUUAGGUGUCAAAAUGUUUAGAACGGUAAAAAAGAUGGGAAUGAUGGAGGAAGGAUACGUUUGGAUUGCAACAAAUUCUAUUGCCGGAUCGAUUGAUUCGCUUUCUCCAUCCGACACGGCGGUGAUGGGAGGCGUUCUUGGCGUCAGACAUUAUUCUAAUGAAUCAGGACCCAGAUACGAUGCGUUUUAUUGGGAGUUCUGCAAGAGGUUCUUGAAAGAACAUCCGGAGGAGAGGAAUCACGAGCCUGGAUAUAUCGCCUUGCAUGCUUAUGACAUGACAUGGGCGGUGGCUCAAGCCAUUGAUAAUGGGAAGAAAAACAGGAAAGGAACAGUCUUGCUAAACAAGAUCAUGUUGACUGAUUUUGAUGGGCUAAGUGGAAAAGUCAUGUUUGGCGACCAAUCUGAUUAUAAUAAUAAUAAUAGUUAUGUGUUUGAGAUUAUUAAUGUAUUCGGAAGAAAAUAUAAAGAACUUGGAUAUUGGUCGCAAACUGUUGGUUUUUCUGGUUUUUCAGAUGAAAGAACAGUAGUCAAUGGGACCAUGGAAAAGUUAGGUGCGGUUUUUUGGCCUGGUGGUGCUCGGUCAACGCCGAAGGGAUGGAGCACUAGCGGCGAUGCUACUGCUUUAGCUGCCACCAGUUCUAGUAGAAGAUGGAAAAUCGGGGCGCCAAAUGGGACCCUGUUUAACUUAUUCGUGACUGUUUCUUACAAUCCACAGACGAACGAGUCCUCUGUUACUGGAUUUUCAGUAGAUGUGUUUAAAGCAUUGACCCUGUUAUUGCCAUACGAUCUGCAAUACGAUCUUGUUCCUCAUGAAGGAACAUUUGAUGAACUGGUGGGCCGAGUUUAUCGCAAGGAAUUUGACGCAGCAAUUGGAGCUAUAGCUACAACAGCAGAAAGAUACAAGUUCGUUGAUUUCUCUCAACCACAUGGUGAAUCAGGUCUUAAAAUGGUGGUUCCUGUAAAAGCCCAUAAUGAAGAUAGAACAUGGCUCUUCGUCAAGCCUUUCUCGAAGGCCAUGUGGCUUCUAACCGGAGCCAUUAACAUCUACAAUGGUUUUGUCAUUUGGAUCAUUGAGAGAAAUCAUCACGUCUCUGAUCUUCAAGACUCAACAUUCCUUCACCAGAUUGUCACCCUUCUCUGGAUGGCUAUCACCACCCUGUUCUCCGCCCAAGGUGACCGGAUACAUAGCAACCUGUCGAAAAUGGCAACUGCUGUGUGGAUAUUCAUGGCUCUGGUGAUCACACAGAGCUACACCGCGAACCUAAGCAGCAUGCUUACAGUGCCCAGGCUCGAGCCUACACUUGUGGAUGUGGAAAUCUUGAGACAGGGAAGGGAAAUGGUGGGAUGUACUAGAAAGUCAUUUGUGAGGAAUUACUUGACGAAAGUGUUGAAGUUUGAGGAAAAGUACAUUAGGAAUUUUACGACCCACGAAGAUAUCGCCAGGGCCUUGAAGAAUAAGGAAAUAGCUGCGGUUUUUCUGGAGGUCCCCAUCGCGAGGUUGUUCCUUAGCAGGUAUUGCAAGAGCUUCAUGGAAGCUGGUCCGACUCACCAAAUCGGUGGCUAUGGAUUUGUGUUUCCAAAAGAGUCUCCAGAGCUGCCAGACAUAAACGAAGCGCUCAUGCAAGUGAUAGAAAACGGGCAGCUGAAGGAGCUGGAGGACAACAUGGUGGCCUCGCAAAAGUGUGUAGACCCGGAGAGGUCGGACAGUCUUAGCCUGGGUCCGGGGAGUUUUUGGGGCCUUUUCUUGCUCUCGGGGAGCAUCUCAACCGUCGUGUUGGCCAUUUACUUGACUUCUAUGUAUCGAGGGCGUCUAAAAUGGUCUUAUUUUGCAGAACAUGUGAACGCUAGGGGAAUGAUGAUUGUCGUGAUUAUAAAACGUUGGAACUCUUCAAUAAGGCCUAAGUUUAGUAGGAGGGUUAGUGACAUUAAUCUUGAUUCUAACCCAAGUCAUACUUCUAUAGAAAUGACUAAUCAUGUUUAGUUAAUUAGUUCAUUAUUAUAACUUAAUUGUAA